This is a messenger RNA of Microplitis mediator, 611 nucleotides long. RefSeq lists its product as uncharacterized. The record is from RefSeq and is a predicted model, not a curated record. The transcript has 3 exons. Bases 1 to 543 code for a protein of 180 amino acids. NCBI's taxonomy places the organism in Eukaryota, Metazoa, Arthropoda, Insecta, Hymenoptera, Braconidae.
AUGAGUGGAUAUAAAGUCCCAAAAUGGGACGAACCUGUCACAGUAAUAAAAAAAGAACCGGAGAAAAAAGUUGUUGAAAAAGUUGUGAAAAAAGAAAUAAAAAAUGAAAAUGUAGAAGAGAGAAUUUGGGAUGGAGAAUGGAUGUUGACACCCUGUCAUAUGUAUGAAGAAGAAUAUAGAGAUUGUAAAUCAGUAAGAGGUAGAUUUUAUCAAUAUUUUGUUCAUGGCGAGCAAUUAGAUUGCACUCAGUGGAAGACAGAUUAUCAUAAUUGCCAAAGGUGGAAAAAAAAGCAAGACGAAGUUGCUUACAAUGAUUUAUUGGAAAGCGUAAAGAAACGAAGAUUAGAACGUUUGAAAAGUCAUGUAGCCAACGACACGUGGACGAAACGUACAAAGCCACCAGAAGAUUGGGCUGAACCGUUACCUGAAUGGAUGGUCAAAAAAAACGAAGGCACGUUUCUUGCUGCGAAGCAAAAAAGUAUCAAUGCACAAGGUCAUGAUCAUGGAUAUGAUCAAUAUGUGCCAUCGUGUACAAUACUGUAGUUAAAUAAUAAUGUUAUUAUGUAGACUUAACAAUUAUUUUCUAAUCAAUACAAAUUGUUUUAAUUAAA